Messenger RNA from Papilio machaon (common yellow swallowtail), 2312 nucleotides. It is a transcript of the gene Mer, whose product is annotated as merlin. NCBI's taxonomy places the organism in Eukaryota, Metazoa, Arthropoda, Insecta, Lepidoptera, Papilionidae. Gene Ontology annotation, biological process: positive regulation of protein localization to early endosome; regulation of cell shape; regulation of gliogenesis. The transcript has 13 exons. Gene Ontology annotation, cellular component: plasma membrane; adherens junction; cytoskeleton. Gene Ontology annotation, molecular function: actin binding; cell adhesion molecule binding. The coding region runs from base 251 to 2134 and encodes 627 amino acids. The record is from RefSeq and is a predicted model, not a curated record.
CGUAAUUGGUUUUUCUGACUAAUUUUUCUUCAUUCAGCCUCGCAUUCUUGUUUCAUUGACGUUCCUUUUGUUUGUAAAUAUUAUCGGCUGGAAAUAGUACGCAAUGUGAAAUUACACGCAUUCCUCGACGGUCUGUACGUUACGUAAACCUUAUAUGUAGCAUACAAUUGGGAACUAUGUUGGAACAUUUGUCAUAACCUAGUGCUUGUGUUUUGUUAAAUUUCUUUUGACUGUGCAAUUAUGUGAUAGAAUGAUGCCGCCUUUUAGAAGAAAGAAGGCUGCCAAGUCUUUUCCCGUGAAAGUGUGUACUUUAGAUGCGGAGUUAGAAUUUAACCUUGAGUGGAGAGCAACAGGUCGGGACCUAUUUGACCUGGUGUGCAGGACUAUAGGACUCCGAGAGACAUGGUUCUUUGGACUACAGUUUGAGGAUACAAAGCACUUUAUAAGUUGGCUCAAAUUAGAUAAACGAGUACAGGACCAAUGUGUAUCACAAAUGCCGGGCACGCCUUUCAUGUUGCUAUGCAAGCUGUACCCGGAGGAUGUGGCUGAGGAACUGAUCCAAGAGGUGACGCAGCACCUGCUCUUCUUACAAGUGAAGCAGGCCAUACUUAGCAUGGAUAUAUACUGCCCACCGGAGGCCUCGGUACUACUGGCUAGUUAUGCUGUGCAGGCUAAGUAUGGAGAUUAUGAUGAGAGUGCAUCUAAGCCGGGAAUGCUGGCUAGUGAAGAUUUACUGCCGCAGCGCGUCAUUGACCAGUAUCAAAUGACCCCCGAGAUGUGGGAGGAUCGCAUCAAGAUAUGGUAUGCAGACCACAAAGGUAUGUCCAGGGAUGAAGCGGAGAUGGAGUAUUUGAAGAUAGCUCAGGAUCUGGACAUGUACGGAGUCAAUUACUUUGCUAUUAAUAAUAAAAAGGAAACCGAUCUGUACUUAGGUGUGACAGCUUUAGGAUUGAACAUCUAUGAGAAGGACAACAAGUUGACACCAAAGACCACAUUCCCCUGGUCCGAGAUCAAACACAUAUCCUUUGAUGAUAAGAAGUUUGUCAUCAAGUUUGUUGAUAAGAGUGUCACUAAUUUUAUUUUCUUCUCCCCUAAGGGUAUGAAUAAACUGAUUCUAGACCUGUGUAUAGGUAACCACGACCUGUACAUGCGGAGACGUAAACCCGACACAAUGGAAGUACAGCAGAUGAAGGCCCAAGCUAAAGAGGAGAAGCAGCGUCGUCAGAUAGAACGUAAUAAGUUGGCGCGAGAGAAGCAGCUGCGUGAGGCUGCGGAGCGCGAGCGCAGUGCUAUGGAGCAACGUCUGCUUCAGUAUCAGGAGGAGAUAAGACUCGCCAAUGAUGCGCUGCGGAGGUCGGAGGAGACAGCGGAGCUGCUGGCGGAGAAGGGUCGUGUUGCGGAGGAGGAGGCUUCACUGCUGGCUCAGAAGGCGGCCGAUGUGGAGCGCGAGAACGCACGCCUUAGACUCUCCAAUAUCAAGACUGAGGAAGAAAAGGUACACCUGGAGCGGAAGACGCGUGAGGCGGAGUUCCUGACUGCGCGGCUGGUGGAGGAGUCAGAGAAGCGCGCGGCGGAGGCUGCACGGCUGCGAGGUGAGCUGGCGGCUGCACGUCUCGCUGAGAAGACCGCCAAGGAGAAGCUCAUCAACUUCCUCACCACAUCCUCCACCUCCUCGACAGCCUCGCUACCCCCCGGAACCAAGUGUUCCACAGUACCAUCGAGUUUGUUCCCGUCCACUUGUUCUCUUCCCGCGGAGCUGGGAGAGGGGCGUGGCGAUGGGAGGGGGGAGGUGGAGGUGUCAUGUGCGGGGGGUGUCACUCUGCACAAUGGCGCCCCGGAGACGGACCUCAACUCUUACCAGCUGGUGCCAGACGACUCUGACCCUCAUAUACACCGGCUCUCGCUAGAGAUUGAGAAGGAAAGGGUGGAAUACUUGGCGAAGUCCCAACACUUGCAGCGACAGCUGGAGUCGCUCCGCUGCGAGUUCUCAGUGCUGCGCGUUGAGGGGGCGGAGCGCGGGGCGGAGUCCUGCGGGGCGGUGGGCGGGGCCGCGGGCGUGGACAAGUACGCCACUCUGCGCCGCCUGCGCCAGGGCUCCGCCAACACACGCGUCGCUUUCUACGAGCAGCUUUGAAUUGAUAACACGAGGUAAAAAUCGUAAAGUAAUUCUACGAGCUAAUAUUCCACAAUUAGAUUUAAUGAAAGUGCCUUAUUUAUAUGAAAAGUCGACUUGUACAUUAGUUUGUGUACGCAUAGUCAAUAUUUAGUUGCAGUAUAUAUUUAUGUAUUAAGUGACAAUUAUUUGUUUUAUA